Molecule: messenger RNA, 1998 nt
Organism: Kuraishia capsulata CBS 1993
Lineage: Eukaryota; Fungi; Ascomycota; Pichiomycetes; Pichiales; Pichiaceae
Exons: 1
Coding region: 1-1998 (665 amino acids)
Biological process (GO): carbohydrate metabolic process
Source: RefSeq, a predicted model, not a curated record
AUGGCAGAAACAUCUUUCGCCCAAUCAGUGUUGCAGGCCACCCCCAAUGAGGGACCAUGGGAGACAUACAAAAUCUCUCCCGCUUCCAGAACCGUUUAUCCCACCAAGGUAUACUCUACCGAAGGUGUGACCGAGGAUGCCGAAAAUCUUGUUGGAAACACAGAUACCGUGACAUAUCUCAAAGGCCAAGGGGCGGCCAUUACCUUGGACUUUGGUUUCAACACCUGCGGAUUCUUCUCUGUGGAAUUUGGUGAUGAUUCGGACGAGGGCCAGUCUGUUCACCUAGCUUUUGCCGAGUCAAACUAUUUCAUUGACAAGGAUAAUGCCGACAGAAGUAUGGACUUUAUCAUUGAGGACAAGACGAUCGAGGUUCCCGUUAGCAAGGGCGUUUAUGUUUGCCCCUUUGCUCAACAAAGAGGUGCUUUCAAGUAUAUGACCAUCUCCACCAGAAAGCCCGGAAAAGUUUCACUCAAAAAAGUCUCCACCAAAAUGAACAACAUGCCAUCUUUGGGUGACAACUUGAGAAACUAUAAGGGUUAUUUCUACUCGAGUGACGAUUUUGCUAACACCAUCUGGUACGCUGGAGCUUACACUGUCCAGCUGUCAAUCAUCCCAACCGAUACCGGCAGAAGAAUGGACAUUGUUUCUCCAGCUACCGGCUGGUCCAAUGACGUUCAGUGUGGAUUUGGUCCUGAAGUGCUUGUCGAUGGUGCCAGAAGAGAUAGAACCAUCUGGUCAGGUGACAGAGGUAUCUCUCAAUUGACUGAGUUCCUUUCUUUCAAUAGUGAAAGCAGUAUCGACUCCACCAACUGGAUUUUGGCUCACCAGACUCCAGAAGGUCGAUUCCCAUAUGCCUGUGAGCCAAUCAACAGAUACAACUCGGACACCUAUCAUUUGUGGACUUUAAAAUGUAUCCAUUCCACGGUUUAUUACAACAGUGGUUCACUGUCUUGGUUGAAGCGGGUCUGGCCUCGCUACACUCUUGCCAUUGAGAUGAUCUGGAAACAGGUUGAUGAGACUGGCACUCUUAAGAUUAAAGGUCCUCUUGAUUGGGGUCGUGAUGUCUUGGUUGGCCAUUCCACGCCCUGCAACUGUUUGCUUUACAUGGCUCUUGCUGAUGGCGCUGAAUUGGCUGUUCUUCUUGGCGACAAGGAACAUGCGGAAGAGUACGCGACAAAGGCUAAUAGCUUGAAGGAGGCAAUAAACUCUUAUUUGUGGGACGAAGAAGAGGGACUUUUUAUGGAUGAUGAUGUUUCCAAUAUUCACUCCCACGAUGGUAAUGCUCUAUCUCUUUUCUACAAAGUGGCCACAGAAGAGAAGCUCGAAAGAAUCUCUAAGAAUCUGACAAAGAGAUGGACAAAGUACGGAGCUCUAGCACCGGAAAUGCAACACGCGAUUUCUCCCUUUAUUGGGUCAUUGGAGUUGAUGUCUCAUACAUUGGUCGGUCAUCCAGAGAGAUCUUACGAGUUAUUUAGGACUAUGUGGGGCUACAUCUGGAAUGCGCCAUACGGAGUCAAAUCGUCUUUGAUCGAAGGGUAUAAUGGAGAUGGUACUUGUAAAUAUCCUUUCAUCGGAUACGAUCCAGCGUACAUCUCCCACUGUCAUCCUUGGGCCAGUGGUCCAACGAUCUGGCUGAGUAACCAGAUCGUUGGUGUCAACUUCUUGGGAAAUGAACACAAAGAGUGGUCGUUCGCCCCAGAGGGUGUCUUCGCUGAAAACUCUGUUGAGUUCGCCCAGACUGGAUUCGUCUCGAAGUCUUCAGGCUACAUUACUGCUGGUUGGAAGAAGCACACUUCCUCUCUAGUACAACUUGUAAUUAAGGCUCCUGUUGGUACUUCCGGCGUUAUAGGUGUUCCUGUUAAGUCCGACUCCAAAAUUUUUGAAAUCACCCUCGACGGCAAAACAGUUGCUGCGGGUAAAAUCUCAGAAAAUGGCAGGCAUUAUUUGGUAGAAAACAUCGAUUCUGGAGACCACGUUGUUAUAGCCAAGUAUGAUUAG